CCAUAUUCGGGACUUAUCUAUGUUUAACACUCACAAGACCUUUUGACAGUGACAGACUACAGAAGAGAUGCCAUGGAUUUUCCAGUAUUUGUAGUUUUACCAGGAAGUGGAGUUGGUUUAAGAUUUGGAACACCUUUACCAAAGCAAUACACAGACAUUAAGAAUAAAUCAUUAUUUUUGUACACUGUCCAAGCCUUUCAUAGAUUUCCAUGGAUACACACAAUAGUAGUGGUUGUCUCUCCAAGCGACAUACCCUGGGUACAGAAGCAGCUUGAGGGUAACAAUCUGACCAGAGUGAGGAUUGUAGCUGGGGCAAAGACCAGGCAUAGGUCCAUAUACAAUGGAGUGAAGGCCCUCAAAGAUGUGUGUCGUGGGGAUGAUGUGGUGUUGAUUCAUGAUAUUGUUAGAAUUCUAGCAGAAGAAAAUGUUGUGAAAGAUGUGGCUAAUGCUGCCAGACUUCAUGGUGCAUCAGGCAUCACUAGACCUUUGACUUCCACCGUGAUAGCCAAGAGCAGCGAUGGAUUUUUGUCAGAAUCUCUUGACAGAACCAAAUAUGUUGCCAGUGAGAUGCCCCAGGGAUUUCAUUUUGAUGUCAUUAACACUUCCUAUGAAAAGGCCACUGAGUAUGACUUUGAGUUUGGUACAGAAUGCCUCCACCUGGCUCUGAAGUACACAGGUACGAAGGCCUGGCUAGUGGAAGGACCAGACUCUCUAUGGAAGGUAACAUACAGAAAAGACUUGUUUGCAGCUGAAGGGAUUUUAACAGAAAAUCUGUCAUCAAUAUAUGUUGAGGAGGGAAGUUCACACCUAAAUGAUACAGUUAUGAACUGUAUUGCAGGCAGCGGUCUCAAGCUAUCAUCUGAAAAGACCCCAAAUUGCACAGACUCAGGAUUUAUCUUCUUUGUACCUCAAAAAAGCUUAGAAUUGGAAAUCGCAACAAAAAUUAAGAAGAUCUGUUCCCUGAUGAACAAGAUUAUAGUGGACCAUUCUGUAGAAGACAGUGACAGCAGCUUAAAUGUGUUGACAGAUGAAAUGAACAAUUCAGAGGAGUCCAGUGGAACAGAGGAAUCCAGUGGACAAAAUAAAGGUACUCAUAACACAGUAAACAAGGUAUGUACUAAGUGUUCUUUCUUAACUCGCAAGACAGUAGUUACUGUGGUUGAAAUUGACAAGAAGGAUGAGAGAAGGGAGACAAUUGAGGAUAUCCGCGACCGGAUCCUUGGAGAGAGUCUACCAGACAGUGUGGAUAUAUGUGCAGUUGUGUGUCACAGUCAAUCCAACUCUCACAAGGUGGGCAGUUUGGUGGCAUCACUUGUAAGAAACCAAGACUCUGGAAUGAACUAUCAGGUUCUCUAUGUGGAGUGAUAUGAACCCUCCAAUUCUGUAUGUUAAGUUUUAUGAUCCACCUUGUUCUUUGUGUGGAGCCAUAAAAGCCCAUAUGAACUAAUCGGAUCUUGAUGUGGAGUCAUAAUUGUGAACUGUCAGUUUCUCUGUGGGUUACUCUAAAUGUUGAGUAAUACAAACCAGCGAGAUACUCUUUGAGGAAAACAAAGAACCACUAACUUCUCCAUGUAGAUAGAAAUACAUCCAAUUCCUCUGAACACUGAACAGGCGUUGUAUUGCAGAAUUUAUCAUUAGCAUUCAGUCCAUCCUAAAGCAUCCCCAUGAAUUUGAUAUUCAAAAGUACACGCAGUUGUCCAUGAGUAAUGUAAUUGAUUCAUGAAGAUAAGGUGCACUAAAGCUGUUCUUUAGUCAGAUUUUGCAUUUUUACAUGCAUUGGUCAUAACAAUGCCCACCUAGAAAUGUACUCAGAAUAUUAUAAAGUGAAUGUUGUACCAGUCA
Messenger RNA from Magallana angulata, 1842 nucleotides. RefSeq names its product D-ribitol-5-phosphate cytidylyltransferase-like. Gene Ontology annotation, molecular function: D-ribitol-5-phosphate cytidylyltransferase activity. Lineage: Eukaryota; Metazoa; Mollusca; Bivalvia; Ostreida; Ostreidae. Gene Ontology annotation, biological process: protein O-linked glycosylation via mannose. Bases 73 to 1365 code for a protein of 430 amino acids. The transcript has 9 exons. The record is from RefSeq and is a predicted model, not a curated record. Gene Ontology annotation, cellular component: cytosol.